Messenger RNA from Daldinia caldariorum, 1542 nucleotides. RefSeq lists its product as uncharacterized. The coding region runs from base 467 to 982 and encodes 171 amino acids. NCBI's taxonomy places the organism in Eukaryota, Fungi, Ascomycota, Sordariomycetes, Xylariales, Hypoxylaceae. The record is from RefSeq and is a predicted model, not a curated record. The transcript has a single exon.
GGAACAAGAACUUGUAACGCUCUUCCACUGCCAGAGACAGUUCUUGAAAUAGCUGUCACCACCUGCAUUAGACAUAAAGAGUACACAAGUUUCGCACUAAGUAUUUUCUUCGUUACUCGAGCUUUAGAGAGCCAAUAAAAUCAAGGUUGAUUAGGAACUCCUCGACUUCAAACCCCCAAGGGCAACAUCGUCAAGGACGACGUCCCUAGGGCAAUUUAAAUUUGGUACAUUCACUUUUUUUUUUCUGAGCUUCACUUCCUGAAACAUCUUUCCUUCAUCUUUCCUUCAUCUUCUUUCAUCUCAGUCUUGCCUAAAAGUCGAUCAACCACCCCACAGCCGUGAGCGAACCGUGAUAUCUCUAUCAUAGCUUUUAUUCAACUCGCAUCUUCUAUCCCUUGUUCUCUUUCCUUUCACCCAUAAAGCCAAAGUUACGAAGCCGAGAGCUUGUAGCCCAGCUUUUGAAGCCAUGGACGAAGACCCGCAGGCCGACCAGUCGUUCUUCCAAGAACUCCUCAACAACCCUGGACUCCUCCAUCCCGACGAGGCCCAGUUCGAUCUCACCGCGAACGACCCUACAGUGAUCCCUCAGCACUUCCUCGAGGCUCGGUGUUCGAAGCUCUACAUCGAGUUCCUGACGAAACUGAAUGAGAAAGAGCUUGAAUCAUUUGACACGGACGACGAGGUUACCACCCAUGCCUGCCUCAAGGUCGACUUCGCUGCACCCGUCGGCAAGUACAUGGGCUUCAAAGCAACCAUGGAUCUCGAGCUAGCAGGGCUACAUCCGAGAGAUGGUAUACUGAUCACUAAGCUCCUUCCAUUUUUCGGAACGAGCAGGUCAUCCAUUCGCAGCUUUGGCUUCCCCCUACUAGGUUCCGUGACCAUGCUGCAGAUUGUGGAGACCAUGACUAGUGAAAGCCUAGAGUAUUUCCGCUUCAACUUCAACCCUAAGGGCAACUUCUGCGGAUGUCGAGACUUUGUGUAAGUUCAACUUUCUGCUUUGUACAGCGUCACUACCUAGGUAGGUAGGUAGCUUUCGAUCUUUGCUAACUGUCACUCUUUCCCAGCGUCCAAGCUAUCUACCUGUUGCAGGCUUGCGGCUAUAUCGUCCCCGAAGUCGAGACCGUUUACCCGGAAGAGCCCCGGAUUCAUGAUGGCUUGACUGCCUACGAUGUUCUGGGUAUGGGAUACAGCCACGGAGGCAAGCCUCUUGAAAGUCCUAUUCACAAAGGCGAAUUCAUCCUAUACGAACGAGUUGUGGAGCCCUACAUGAAAUAUCGGGAAGAAGAUGAUGGUGAAGAAGAAGAAGACUGACUAAAUGCCAAUAUCUCUUUCUUUUCCCCUGGCAGGGGGAGUUUCUUUGCGGUGGUCUUUAUACGGAGUCUCAGUGAUACCCAAAGGCGUUAAAUCGGGACAGAAAAAAAAAAGAAGAAAAAAAAGAGAACGGCCUGUGCAGAAGAAGAGUGCGUUGAUUUACGAAAACUUAUGUAAACAAAAAGAGAAAACGUCAGAAGAGUGGUUAAAGACGGACUCGAAUGACUAUCG